AUGUCGUUCAUCGUCGAACAUGCGAAACAGGCCGUCACCGACAAACAAACCAAUGUCGUCAUUUUCUCGGCCACGGCCAUUGCCCUCUAUGGGUACGACCAGGGAAUGAUGUCCCUCAUCAACACGAAUUAUGACUACCUAUCCACCAUGGGCCUCGAGGAGGAGUCACCAGUCGUGGGUGUGAUCGUAGCGGUUUACUACCUCGGCUGCGCUGUCGGCGCUGUGCUCUUCUCCAUGCUCGCUGAUAAGUUGGGAAGGAAGAAGAGCAUCUUUGCCAGUCUGGCAACAGCUAGUUUGGGAAAUCUGAUCAUGUUCGUAGCCGGAAUGGGCAUGUUGGGAAAGAGCACGGAGAUCGCAUUGGGCGUUAUGCUUGCUGGACGCGUGGUGAUGGGAUUGGGCGUUGGAGGCAUCGACGCAGUCAUUCCCACCUACUCCUCCGAGUUGAGCGCCGACGACUCUCGUGGUAAAGCGCUGGCCCAGGAAUUCCAGUCCAACAUCUUCGGUCUCGUAAUGGCGUUUGGUAUCAACUUGCUCGUCACCAUCCUCCUUGGAAAGCAAAACCAGUGGGCAUGGCGCGUCCCUAUCAUUGUCAUGCAGGUCUACCCCGUCCUGUUGAUGGCAUUUGUCGAACGCCUUCCGGAAUCACCGCGUUGGUUCAUCUUCCAUGACCGCCAAGAUGAUGCGAAGAAGGCAUUGGACGACAUCUAUGGAGAUGAGGGCAAGGAGAAGCUUGAUGAGCUACUUGAACAGCACGAGAAGGAGAAGGAUAUCAAGGUUGGGUACAUGGAUAUGCUCACCCCCGGCCACGAGCAGUUCCAUCCUACUAUGGUCACAGUGAUGUGCCAGGUCAACCAGGCGCUUACGGGUUACGGUGCAGUUAGUGUGUACGGGCCGCAGAUCUUUGAGCUCCUAGGCUUCUCAGUCCGCAACUCUGAAUACCUCACCCUUGGCAACUACGUGUCCUACUUCUUCCUCAUGACGCUCGCUUGGCUCUUGAUCGAUGCUAUGGGCCGACGCAAGAUUAUGAUUCACAGUUCUGUCAUCCUUGCCACUUCUUUCGCACUUCUCGGUGUUUUCGGUGGCUUAGCAGCAAACUCUGAGCCCAUGAACAUUCCCAUUAUCGUCCCCGGAAUCAUUGGAACCGUAAUUUUGUUCGUCGCCACCGGCGCUUUCGGAAUCGGCUGGCUCUCAACCGUGUGGUUGUUCCCCACUGAGGUCUUCCCGACCACCGCUCGCGCCCAAGGCACCGCUAUCUCCGUCAUCAUUUGGGGCUUUGCCAACUUCGCCAUUACCUUCCUCACGCCCGUCCUGUUCAACAACCUCGACUACUGGAUUUUUGUCGUCUUCGCUGCAACCAAUGCUUUCGCUGGACUAUGGACGUACUUCUAUCUCCCGGAGACUGGUGGCAGGACAUUCGACGAGAACAUGGACUUCUUCAAAGAGGCGGGUGAGCAAGGAACAUGGAGGGUUGGCAAAGUGGGUAAGGGCGAGUGGAAGAAGAUGUACUAUCCCGAUGCUGAGGGAGGUGAUGCCGUAGAAGCGGAACGUGUACCGCUGUUGCAGCGGGUGGAGGACCAAGUUCCUAGCACAGCCCAGCCCGCAACGGGAACAAUAGAGAAAGGCAGCCCAGCCUUCUAUGACGCGGGGGUUCUGAGGGACCCUCGCGGCAUAGUAAAAGCGGCGCAAAAGUCCUCCUAUCUCGGCGGCGAUCACAACAUCGAUCCCUCAGACCUCCCAAAUUUUACACAGCUCUGGAAUGCAACCUUCAACCCGGACGAGAAACAUUGGGCGCGCCCUCUCGUUCACACGCUUUCCUCCACCGGCCGCCAAAUCGUCUUCACCGCGUCCACCGAGAAUCGCAUCAGAACCUUCGACGCAGAGACCGGGCAGCUACUCAACGAGCGCCAAGUCGCUCCACCAUGGCCAAUGGACCAAGCGUAUUGCACGACGCACGUCAGCAAAACAUUAGGCAUAAUGGGCACGCCAGUCAUCUACCGCGAAGACGGCAACGAAAUCGCAUUUUUCUAUGUCAAAAGCUACAUCGAGGACUAUAGACAGCCAGGUGGCGCGUAUCCGCCUCUGAAUUCCGUUUACUAUCUCUACGGCGUAUACCUAGACACUUUGCAGGAUCUAUACAAAUACCCCAUGAUCAUUGAUGGCCAGCCCUCCGACAACGAUAUACGCAAGACGUUUCUCGGCGGUUUGGUGUUGCAGCGACCCGCGCUGCUGUUGCUGGGCGAUGUGCUGUAUGCGGGGUUUGGCGGGCUGUGCGACGCGUUCAACUACACCGGAAGCGUUGUUGCUGUCAAUCUCGCGACGCAGAAUACGUAUACUUGGACUACGCAAGCAGGAAACGCGAGUUUGUAUAAUGACGACUGGACAGCAUGGCAUGGGGGUGGCGCGGGUGGCAUCUGGCAGGCUGGCGCAGGUCUCUCGUCAGAUGGCAAGGACGUGUUCUUCACGAUUGAUAAUGGCGGCGGGUCGACGGCUGCAACCCUUGAUGUCACCCCGAGAGAGGGUCACGAGUCGUUGGGUGUUCUUUCGGAAACCGUGGCGCGUAUUACUCUUGAUGAGGCUGGUGGUGCUGGGAUUCAACUUGUUGAUUUCUUCCGUCCGUCGGACUGGCAGACGGACUCUGGACAGGACAUUGGAAGUGGGGGGUUUGCUGUCCUUGAUGGCGAUGUUUUCGAGACUAAGAGUGGAAAGAGGAUAGGUAUAGCGACCUCUACGAAUCCGAAGAUGUACGUGACGGAAGUUGACAGCUUGGGUGGGUAUCUGCAAGGUACAAACGGUACGGAUGGAAUCCUGCAGACCAUUCUUUUAGAAGGCGAGGUCUUUGGUGCGAUUGGAUCUUAUCCGCUAGAAGGCGGUUAUGUCUACGUCAACCCUGGCAACACCGCUCUAUCCGCGUACGCAUUCACUCCGAACGCAUCGUCCUCGCUCUUCAGCCUCGCUGGCAAAUCCUCCGACAUGAACGGACACUGGGGUGGUGCUGGUCUCCCGACAGUUACCAGCAACAAAGGCCAGCCUGGCACAGGUAUCGUGUGGGCCACGGAUGUGCAGGCUGGACUGAGAGCGUUCAAGGCGGUGCCGGUCAAUGGGACGUUGGUUGAGCUGCCGCUGCCGAAGGUGGAGGGUGCGGUGAAGUUUGGAAGACCUGUGUUUGGCAAUGGGAAGGUUUUUGUUGUUGACGGUCAGGGACGCUUGAUUGCGUUGGGGAGGAAGAAGUAG
Alternaria triticimaculans is the source of this 3231-nucleotide messenger RNA. RefSeq lists its product as uncharacterized. Bases 1 to 3231 code for a protein of 1076 amino acids. Gene Ontology annotation, biological process: transmembrane transport; carbohydrate transport. Gene Ontology annotation, molecular function: carbohydrate:proton symporter activity; protein binding. The transcript has 5 exons. Gene Ontology annotation, cellular component: membrane. The record is from RefSeq and is a predicted model, not a curated record. NCBI's taxonomy places the organism in Eukaryota, Fungi, Ascomycota, Dothideomycetes, Pleosporales, Pleosporaceae.